Messenger RNA from Gigantopelta aegis, 1307 nucleotides. RefSeq lists its product as uncharacterized. NCBI's taxonomy places the organism in Eukaryota, Metazoa, Mollusca, Gastropoda, Neomphalida, Peltospiridae. The record is from RefSeq and is a predicted model, not a curated record. The transcript has 2 exons. The coding region runs from base 1 to 987 and encodes 328 amino acids.
AUGCUUUCGGAACUCUCCGCAGGUAACAAGCAGCGCAUGAACACGAUCAAACAUGAGCUGAAGCUGAAGCUAAAAGAGAUAGAAACCCAAAGGAAGCGGACGAUGGAAGUCAUAGACAGCGAAACAAAGCUGCUUUCUAUUGAACUAGCACAAGCUAAACCACAAGCUGUGAGCUUCCCAGAACAGCCCAUACUACGUCAGAGCUCUGUGCCCUAUCUGACAUCCAACCAACAGACUCUAACGAGUAGGUUCCGCCAAAGGACACCUGUCUCUAGAUCUGCCGAUGAAUUUAUUCCGUAUGGAAGGUCCAAUUCCGAUUUGAUCCACACAAAUAACGCAUCAAAUGCAGAAACAAUUGCGUAUUAUUCUCGUGGUACGGGCGCUGGCCAGGAUAUUAACAGGUUCUACCCUAAACGAGUAAACCAAUACACAAGCGAAUAUCGGCGAAAGGUUUCCGAAUUAAACGCAUCACGACAUCAUGGUGAUAAUGUUUAUUCAGGAAAGACAACUCUUCUGACCCCUGGGCUGAAUCAGUAUCUGCGCGUGCAUUCGAGCACUCUGAACAGUGGCGUGCCACUUGACCCCAGAUCCAACAAGAAUGCACGGCGAAGCAGCGAAUCCCACCCACUGACGCCUGGCGUUGCUUCGUCCAAGGAUGGGAUCUCCCCAAAUGGCGACGAAUAUGGGACAAAUUGGGUACUUGACGACGAUCAAAGAGCUAAAACAGCUUCUGGUAUAACUUGCCGGAAGUCAUCAAGUAUAUUGCUUCCGUCACUGGAUGCGCCGUCUCGUAAUUACCAGUCACGUGACGAGAGAGCCCCGAAGUCGUUGUGUAUCGGACGAACUCGUAACGUGACGGACCAGAAUGACCUGACCCCGAGACCUCCCAGCUGCCGAGGUUACAACCUGAAGAACCUCACUGCCCUUCACGGGCUGAUGCAGCGGUCAAACGCGUUUAAAACAGACGAUUUUGACAAAAGGGAAUGAAAACCAUCUAGGGUUACCAUAUACUGCAGAAGUCUUGUUUCAUAUUGCACGAAUCCUGCGUCAUACAAUUUGGGACAACUACCACCGACAUAUCCAAACAGGAGGUGGGAGGGUGAGGGAGGGGAUUGUGAAUGGGGCCAGGAAUUCUCUAUUUAGUUUCUGAUGUAUUAUGUUCUGUAAAAAUCUCAUAUAAAAACAUUUCGACUGUUAGUGAAAGUUUCUGAGACCGAAAUGUGAUUCAAUAUAGGUCCGUAGGAACAAUGUCUGGAGUGGUGAGCACAGUCUUUAGUGGAGGGGACACGGUCUAUUUGAAGGGUGGG